This is a messenger RNA of Triticum dicoccoides, 2644 nucleotides long. RefSeq lists its product as uncharacterized. Gene Ontology annotation, molecular function: DNA binding; transposase activity; zinc ion binding. The coding region runs from base 20 to 2503 and encodes 827 amino acids. Gene Ontology annotation, biological process: DNA transposition. NCBI's taxonomy places the organism in Eukaryota, Viridiplantae, Streptophyta, Magnoliopsida, Poales, Poaceae. The transcript is spliced from 5 exons. The record is from RefSeq and is a predicted model, not a curated record.
UGGACAAGUGUAUGGUGAAAUGAAAGAGCUUAGAGCUGCUUUGGUUGCAUACAGUGUGAGAAACAGGGUUAAGAUUAACAAAGGAAGAAAUGAAGCAACGAGGUUGAAUGCAUCUUGCUCUGCUGGAUGCCCCUGGCUUUUGAAGGCGUCUAAGGACAACAGAACAGGAAGCAUUGUAAUUAAGAGAUACAAUUGCAAUCACACAUGUCAGAAAUCUUGGGAUGCAAAGUGUUUGUCAGUUAAAUUUCUUACCGGUAAGUUCAUUGAGGAGUUCAGAGACAACCAAAAGAUGGACUUGGUGACCUUUGGUAACAAAGUUCAGAGAGAAUUCAAGGUCAGACCUCAUAAAGUCAAAUUAGGAAGGGCAAGGAGAGCUGCACUUGAUUUGAUACAUGGAGAUGAAGCAGCUCAGUAUCAACAGCUAUGGAAUUAUGGUAAAGAGCUGAGGAGGAGCAAUCCUGGCAGUACCUUCCUUGUUAGCACAACUCUUGUUAAGGAGAAUGAAAAUGAGGACCCAAAGGAUCAUUUGUCAUCGUUGUAUUGGUCAUAUGAUGCUUGCAAGAGAGGUUUCUUAAAUGGAUGUAGGCCCAUCAUUUUUAUCGAUGGAUGCCACUUGGAAAGUAGGUACAAAGGCCAGUUACUUACUGCUGUUGGCAUAGACCCAAAUGACUGCAUUUAUCCCAUUGCAAUGGGAAUGGUUGAAGUAGAAUCAAAAUUCUCCUGGGAGUGGUUUCUCACUACAUUAAAGCAUGACUUGAACAUAGUGAACACCUCCCCAUUCACUAUAAUGAGUGACAAACAAAAGGGCUUAAUAAAUGCAGUUGGAAAGGUGUUUCCAGACUCAGAGCACAGAUUUUGUGUUAGACAUUUAUAUCAAAACUUUCAUAUGCAUUUCAAAGGAGAGACAUUGAAAAACCAUUUGUGGGCAAUUGCAAGAUCAACAAAUAUCACAAAGUGGAUGUUGAACAGAGAAGCAAUGAGAGAGGAUUGCCCUAGUGCUGUUGCUUGGUUGGAGAAUAAACCUGAAAACCAAUGGGUGAAAGCAUUUUUCAGUGAUUUCCCCAAAUGUGACAUCCUAUUGAACAAUAUGUCAGAAGUGUACAAUAGCUACAUAUUGGAAGCAAGGGAGUUCCCUGUGAUUUCAAUGAUGGAAUGUAUAAAGGGUAAGAUUACUGCUAGACAUGAGAGCAAGCAGAGAGAGGCAAGAAACAAAUGGACUGGUAAGAUAUGCCCAAAGAUCAAGAAGAAAUUAGAGAAGGAGAUAGAACUGUCUGCAAGUUGUUUUCCUAGUCACUCUGGUUUGGGAGUAUAUUCUGUGAUAUCAAGAAACUUUACAUACCUUGUGGAUAUUCCAGCAAGGACAUGUGAUUGCAAAAGAUGGCAACUUAGUGGCAUUCCUUGCAGCCACUCUAUUGCGUGCUUUAGGGAAGAGAGGAUAGAUCCAGAAGAAAUGGUUCACAAGUGCUACACAAUAGAGACAUACCUGCUAGCAUAUGGGCACAAUAUAAUGCCUAUGAGAGAUAGGGCUCACUGGGAGCAAGUUAAUGGAAUUGUCGUUCAUCCACCGAUUUACAAGAAAAAGAUGGGAAGGCCACCAAAGAACAGGAAAAGAACACCUGAAGAAAAGCUUCAGAAGGAUGGCAGCAUUGCACUGAACAAGAAAGGUGUGAGCAUGCAUUGUUCAAUUUGUGGAAAAGCAGAUCACAACAAGAAGGGCCAUCAGAAAUUCAUGGAGAGGGAGAGUGAGAGGGAAGCAAAUGAGAUGGAAGAAGAAAUAGAAGAUCCUUCCAUUUUAAAUGACAUCAGGACACACAUGGAGGACACAAGGCUAGAUCCUAUGCAUGUGCCUUUCAGCAUGGUACAUAUAAUGAGGCAAGAGGAGAGAAUCCAUGUUUCAAAUGUCAAACCACCUGGUCCUUUGCCAGAUAUAUCUAGAUUUGUUGCUGAUGCCAGGGACUCCAUUCCUGAGAGAAGAACAAUUACUACUGCUACAACCAGAGGAAGGAAUAGGGGAAAAGGCAAAGGGAGGCCACUAGAUGAUGAAGAAACCAUUGGUGCUACAAGCAGAGGAAAAAACAAGAGACAGAAAGCAGGUACUAGCACAUACCCAGGUGAUGGAAGCAAUCGUGCAAGAGGGCCCAACAAUGCAACAAGAGGAGGUUCAAUAGCUGCAAGAGGUGGCCGGAGUGGUGGUGCAAGAAGGGGAGCAAAUGCUACAAUAGGUGGAGGAAAUGCAACAAUAGGAGGAGCAAAUGCUGUUGGAAGAGGGGGAACAAAUGCUACAAGAGGUGGACGAAGUGGUGCUGGAAGAGGGGAAGCUAAUGCUGCACGAGGUGGAGGAAAUGCUGCUGGAAGAGGAGGUGGUGCUGAUGGAAGUGGUGGAACAGUUGGUGGAAGGGGCUGGUGCUAUCUUUUGCUUGGAGAAGAUGGAGAAAGGAGAGAUGCAUCUGUUCCAGACCUAAAUCAAUCCCUGACCUCAAUGCUCGAGAAGAGAUCAUUGUGACCCAAAAUGCGCCUACGGGUCCUUUCUAAAGUGGGAUGUUAGCAAAGUUCAUCGAUGAGCUAGCUAAUCAUGUCGUAGUUCAUGUCUGAACUUUGUAGGUACUUUAUUUUGUAAGGUUCUAAAAACCUGAAUGUUGCUGCA